AUGCUGCGUGGUGCCCUCAUUGGGUCAAAGAGCGCGCCGGCCGCCCUUGCGUGCUGCCUGGGCCCUAGUCAGCAGCGUCGCCAUGUGCGCUACGCAAACAUUCAAGAGACUCUCCGCCCGCAGGCGGGGCACAGCGCGGGGCAAAUGUCAAUUCUCAACGAGAUAUGCUGCAAUCCCGACGCCGAGGAGGAGCGUCGCAAGCCCAUCUUUCGACAUGAGGUCGCCCCACGCGUUUCAUCUGCUCUGGACGCAAAGAAUUAUUUGCGGACGAUGUAUCAAUGGGGUUUCAACUCCCUCUCACUCUUCCGCAAGACGAAUGAGGACCCUGGGCCCUGGUGGAACGCGAACAGCAGCACACUGGUGUCAAACUGGACGCAGGUGGGAGACUACGCAAAUGCAGGCAUGUGGUCGGGCGUCUGGCGAUACACGUAUGGGGUGGGCGAGUAUAACCUACGUCCGUAUGAGGUGCGGGGACGUGCCUGGGGACGUCGUUUCAAUAAAGCGGGCGCAAUGGUCAUUGACUACUACUACAAUUGUGGGAAUACAAGGGAGAAGACUACGCCGCCUCAGCUUCUUAUGUUUCCGCACACACCAGAGCAUCAGAUGCACCGCCGCCUUAAAAAUCCUCCUCUCCAUGGAUUUCGAGACAUCAGCUCACUACAUGGGAAGCGCAUUUUGCGGGAAAUACAGUACCAUUUAGGUCAGGGAUUACGCUUUUACCUCAUCGAUGGCGUCUUUGGAAGUCAUCCGGCCACUCAAACACCCUAUCGUAUCAUCACCGACAACCCGACGCACGCCUACUUUGCAUCCCUUGCAGCUAUACGUAAAUUUAAUUAUGUAGCACAGCAAGAAAUCAUGCUAUCGAAGCGCAUCUCUCAAUCUCCCAUUGAUGAGUGGGGAUGGCGGCGGCCUGGUGUACUGGUAUACCAUGCUCCCGGCUGGGAUUUUGAGAGUCCCCGUAUUGUUGAGGAGUUUGGUGGACCCCGUCCACAAGACUUAUCUCUUGAGCAUCCCAAAUUCAUUGCAUUGGAGCCGUACAGUAUCCCUAUGAAGGCAGCUAUUGCGGCCGAGCCAAGCUGUGACGUUUUACUUGAUGUCACGGCUUUCUUGUGUGCUCGAUGGGGGUUUUACGCGGAUGACAAGGGACUUUUGACUGUUGCCGCAGAAAGUGUUCUGAGCCCGGAUGCUAAAAAGCUUACGCUGGUUAUAUGCAGUUCAGAGGCGGAGGCGGAUAUUCUUCGGGCGUCGCCGUACCUGUUUGGCGCACGCCACCACCGCAUCGCUGAAGGGUGGGUGUCUCGUGCGUGGGAUGUCGUCUCUACGCCUACGGAUAAGGUAGAUGUUGGGGAGCACGAUUUGGUAGAAAAAAGCUUGGGUCGCGUGCAGAAGCCCCUUUCGGAGCGCAUUGGUUUGUACAAGGCGCGUUCACACCGCCACUAUGGCCGUCGUCAUGUCUCUGGCUUUGGGUAUAAGUUGCCCCAUACGUACACGGACGAUUCGGCCAGCAAGGCAGCGGCGGGGGGUCAUUUAUUUUCGUCUCCUCCGAAUGAUGCCCUUGCGGCACAUCCGGCACGGCCCAACGCCUUUAAACUAUCUUCUGUGAACGUCAUUGUAGUGGGAUCAGGCUCAAAUGCCGCCAAAAUUAUCAUAGAUGGACUUGACAAAAAGAGAAUGUUGUAUGCAGAGGCAGACAAACUGCAGAUAGCGCUUGAGACGGCGCUGAAGGAGGCAAAAGACGUGCGUGUGUUAGAGCCGGCUUCGGCAGCAGCUGAGUUGCAGAAGCUUGCCCGGUCCGGCGCUGUUUGA
Molecule: messenger RNA, 1806 nt
Organism: Trypanosoma conorhini
Lineage: Eukaryota; Euglenozoa; Kinetoplastea; Trypanosomatida; Trypanosomatidae
Product: carboxy-lyase
Exons: 1
Coding region: 1-1806 (601 amino acids)
Biological process (GO): gluconeogenesis
Molecular function (GO): phosphoenolpyruvate carboxykinase activity; purine nucleotide binding
Source: RefSeq, a predicted model, not a curated record